AUGUCCCUCGAAAGGAAGUUUGAUGCCGAAGAUGCAGGUAUUUAUGUAGCUUCCAUCUACAUUGAGAAGGAUGGAGAAAGCUUCAAAUGUGAGGUCGAGGUCAAGCUUGUCCUUCUAGAGGGAUCUGUGAAACUGAACAUUGCCAAUGCUAAACAACUGUCUAAAAAGCAGAAGUCUGGACAACCUCUGGCUAUCAAGUGUGACGUUGAUAUUGACAACCUGAAACUGAAAGACCCUAAGAGUCCAAAUAACAUUAACUGGUACAGAGUAACUGAUGACGGUGAUGAACUUCUUGAUGAUAGUGAUACUAUCAGUAUCGAACGAGGAAAAGGAACCUACCAAAUGAUCCUCAAGAACCCGAGCCCCGAAGACAGCGGCACCUACAGAUGUGAGUUUGAUCAACAAGGAGUGGACACAUCUACAGACGUCACUAUUGAGUUCAAGUAGAUUACUCGCAAGAUUGCAGGGCACAUGUAUAAGGACAUGUACAGGUUUUUUAUUAUGGAAAUAGAUUUUUAUGGAAAUGGACUGAACUGA
Messenger RNA from Bolinopsis microptera, 537 nucleotides. RefSeq lists its product as uncharacterized. The coding region runs from base 1 to 447 and encodes 148 amino acids. Lineage: Eukaryota; Metazoa; Ctenophora; Tentaculata; Lobata; Bolinopsidae. The record is from RefSeq and is a predicted model, not a curated record. The transcript is spliced from 5 exons.